AGAAAGAGAGAGAAAUCGACAGUGGAUCCGCGUUAGCUACCGAGGGAUGAAAGGCAGCAGCCUUCGCGACUCUUGGCGCACGGGAACAUCUCGCGCUUUCGUUUCUGCCUGACGACGCUGACGACGUCAACGACGGCGGGGAGUGAUGCUGUGCAACGAUCGAUGACGCGUUCGUGACAGUGCGUUCGAACAGAUUCGCGAGUUCAAUAGGUGACGCCGAACCGUGAUAACGCCGGGCUUCGUAAACGCUGAUAACUGUGGGCCCGAUGAACGCUGAUUGAACAGUGGGCCGAUACUCGUGAGAUCGCGAUCCCGCGAUCAAUUUCAAGCUUCGAUGACGGAUCAAAGCACGCGUGAGUGAUGAGUCCCAUUGACGACGUGAUAAUCAAGCAGAUUCUCAUAUCUCCGUUUAAUCGACUAUGAGAUUAUCGCGCGCGUCGUGACUCUUAUCGAAUGCAGCAGACCGGCAACGGCGGCAGUGAGCCGGUUACGGGGAUGCCGAGGGGAUGCGAGGAGAUCGCGAGAUGACGUUCUCCAUCGCGCUCGUCGCAAUUUAAUAACGCAAUCCCGGCCUGAAUAACAAAGACGAUUGGCAGGAUGCUGCCGCGCGGAUUCCCGCUGAUCGCUCUCUUUUUCGUACAGCUACGUCAUCGUGUCAUCUGGGCUACUCUAGAGAGCACCGGGAUGUCCGAUAGACUGGAGAACGUCACGCAGACAAUUUCGAGGAUACUCGACGGUUACGAUAUUCGAUUAAGGCCGAACUUCGGCGGUGAUCCGUUAUUAGUCGGAAUGGAUCUCACCAUCGCCAGUUUUGACGCGAUCUCAGAAGUUAAUAUGGAUUACACAAUAACGAUGUAUCUAAAUCAAUAUUGGAAAGAUGAAAGGCUUGCCUUUUCACACGAAGACGAAACCUUGACGUUAAGUGGCGAUUUUGCGGAAAAGAUCUGGGUUCCGGAUACGUUUUUCGCGAACGACAAAAACAGCUUUUUGCACGAUGUUACUGAGCGCAACAAGCUCGUUAGAUUGUCCGGCGACGGCUCGAUCACAUAUGGUAUGAGAUUCACAACAACCCUGGCUUGCAUGAUGGACCUGCACUAUUAUCCCCUCGAUUCGCAAAAUUGCACCGUCGAAAUCGAAAGCUAUGGAUACACGGUGCUCGAUGUAGUAAUGUACUGGAAGGAAACUCCCGUUCGCGGGGUCGAAGAGGCGGAGUUGCCGCAAUUUACAAUAAUCGGCUACGAAACCAACGAUCGAAAGGAGAAGCUGGCGACGGGCAUUUAUCAAAGGCUCUCACUGAGCUUUAAGCUGCAGAGGAACAUCGGUUAUUUCGUUUUUCAGACAUAUCUGCCGAGUAUACUGAUCGUGAUGCUAAGCUGGGUUAGCUUCUGGAUCAAUCACGAAGCUACGAGCGCAAGAGUAGCUCUUGGUAUCACAACCGUGUUGACAAUGACAACAAUAUCGACAGGUGUUAGAAGUUCACUGCCACGGAUUAGUUACGUGAAAGCCAUCGAUAUUUAUCUGGUAAUGUGUUUUGUUUUUGUAUUCGCGGCUUUGCUGGAAUACGCGGCGGUCAAUUAUACCUAUUGGGGUGCCAGAGCGAAGAAGAAGCCCAAGAAGAAAGAAACCGACGAGAAGAAAGUGCUCUCUUCCAAAACUGGAAGCAAAGCUAGUUCGCCUUUCCCCGGUUCUACAGAUGCGGAUAUUAUAGAGCUUCACGACCUCAGAAUGUCGCCUCUGCCAAGUAUUAGAAAUAGGUCAGGCUUAGUCAGCGUUCCGUCAACGCUAGGAGCCGGAAAGGACCAUGAUCCGGUCAAGUUUCCGCCGAGCUUUCGCAUUUCCAGAGGAGCUACUUACAAUACGUACACUCGAAAUAGCGGUCUCAGAUACAGAGGACCGAGAUACAAGCCGAAGGUAUUACAUGCUAUACGUAGAGGAGCUUCUGUGUUACGUGUGUCAAUGCCGAAGAUCAAGGAUGUGAACGUGAUAGACAAAUAUUCGCGAAUCAUCUUUCCGGUCAGUUUCAUGCUGUUCAAUGCCGUGUACUGGAUCUUCUAUUUCCUCUAAGUGGUGAACGGAUGUUAAAUCGAAUUCAAUUCGGCCUCAUUUGCGCCUAAAAAGGACCAAUCGAUUCGGGAGGAUCCUUUCACAUCUUCGAGUACGAUCGUCGAACACGAUAUGUCAUACUUUUCACGGGGAUGGAAGUCCACCGAAUACUAACAGAUGAUGAAAGUACUGAAUCGAAAGUACUGCCACGAAACACUUAUGCAUAGAAGUAAAACAAACUCGCGGGGGACUCGCGACAUCGACAGCAUCUAUAAAAUUUUCGUUAAUUCACGAUUUCUUGUUAUUAGAAAGUAUAUAAAUACAGCGACAUGCACAAACAACAAUAUGUUCCUAAUGAAGCAUAAGAGCUUUGUCGUAUGUGCUAUAUGAAAACAAGACGCGUAAAUUUGACAAAGUUUGUGAAAUCGAGAAGCGAAAUGUAUCGGAACAAAAUACUUGCACUCGCCAUGAUAAAAGUGAUCUACAUCUUAGGAAUAAAUAGACUUCUCCGGUGUAUUACAUCAUAUUUUUUUCUCGUAUAUCAAAAAAUAAUAUUUAA
Messenger RNA from Linepithema humile (Argentine ant), 2602 nucleotides. It is a transcript of the gene Lcch3, whose product is annotated as Ligand-gated chloride channel homolog 3. The record is from RefSeq and is a predicted model, not a curated record. Gene Ontology annotation, biological process: signal transduction; chemical synaptic transmission; nervous system process. Lineage: Eukaryota; Metazoa; Arthropoda; Insecta; Hymenoptera; Formicidae. Gene Ontology annotation, cellular component: synapse; plasma membrane; neuron projection. Gene Ontology annotation, molecular function: neurotransmitter receptor activity; GABA-A receptor activity; extracellular ligand-gated monoatomic ion channel activity.